UGGCUCGGACACAGCGGCUACAGCGGAGGCGGAGGAACGACGACGCGUUUCCCAAACUACCAGCAGACUUUUCCAAACUGGGGGAUUUCAUCCUUUUUUUUUUUUUCGCUUACAAGAGAAGGGUUUGGAUAUAUCGUUUUGAAAGGAAUAAGGUGUUUUUGCCGUGUAAAGGGGGGGCGGCUGCUUCCAGGUUCCCCAUGCCCUCUCCUGUCACCUCUGCUUGGCCUGCCGAGCCCACGGUCGGACCUCCUCUGGGCUGCAGCUGAAGCGGGACGUCAGAAGCUGGACGUGGUGGUGUCAGAGCCAGCGGUGGUGGAGGUGGGUCGUCACAGGGCCCAGAACCCCCGAUAGCAGGCGGAGAAAGGCCUGCGUUGUUCCGCCUCCUGCCACUCGAGAUGAACAGACUGAGCUUCCAUAACAACAAAACAAUGCAGGACCGCCGCUGUGUCUGUGUCUUUUUGCCCAAUGAUGACACUCUCAAUAUCAUCGUCAAUGUGAAGACUCUUUGCCAGGAACUGUUGGUCCAGGUUUGCGAUCUCCUCCGGCUGAAGGACUGUCACCUGUUUGGGCUCAGCGUCAUUCAGAAUAAUGAACACAUCUACAUGGAGUUAGACCAGAAGCUGUCCAAGUACUGCCCCAAAGAGUGGAAGAGAGAAGCCAGUAAGGGUAUCGACCAGUUUGGGCCUCCGAUGAUCAUUCACUUCAGAGCUCAGUAUUAUGUGGAGAACGGGAGAUUAAUCAGUGACCGGGUAGCCAGGUAUUACUACUACUGGCACCUGAGGAAACAGGUGCUGCUCUCACAGUGCAUCCAAAGAGAGGAGGCCUACUUCCUCCUGGCAGCCUUCGCACUCCAGGCCGACCUCGGGAAUUUCAAACGCAACAAGCACUUUGGGAAGUACUUUGAACCAGAGGCCUACUUCCCCCAAUGGGUGAUAGCCAAGCGUGGCCGGGAGUACAUCCUGAGGCACAUCCCCAACAUGCACAAGGACCAGUUUGCACUCACCGCCUCAGAGGCGCACCUCAAGUACAUAAAGGAGUGCGCUCAGCUUGACGACGUCACGGUGCACUACUACAGGCUGUACAAGGAUAAGAAAGAAGUUGAGGCGUCUCUCACACUGGGUCUGACCUUACGUGGAAUCCAGAUAUUUCAGAACGUCGGCUCGGUCAGGCAGCUUUUGUACGACUUCCCCUGGACCAACGUGGGCAAACUCGUUUUUGUGGGGAAAAAGUUUGAGAUCCUCCCCGACGGUCUGCCCUCGGCCCGGAAGCUCAUCUACUACACGGGCUGCCCGCUGCGCUCCCGCCACCUGCUGCAGCUGCUCAGCAACAGCCACCGGCUCUACAUGAACCUGCAGCCCGUCCUCAAGCAGGUCCGUCGGCUGGAGGAAAACGAAGAGAAGAAGCAGUACCGGGAGUCGUACAUCAGCGACGCCCUGGAGCUGGACAUGGAGCAGCUGGACAAGCGUUCCCGCGCCAGCGGCAGCAGCGUCGGCAGCGUGUCCCACCACAAGCGCCUCUCCCGCCACUCCACCACCAGCCACGGCAGCUCGCACACGUCCGGCAUCGAGACGGACAGCUUCAGGGCCCCGGGUCAGGCCCCUCACCGGCCCCUGCGCACCUGCAGCUCCUCCACCACCAGCCACGGCAGCUCCCACACCUCAGGCAUCGAGAGCAGCGGCAAAGAGCGCAUCCUGGAUGACGACGCAGAGAUCGAGAUGCUGGUUGACGACCCCAAAGACUACGAGGAGCUUCACGAGAUGGCUCUGGAUCAGGAGCUGUGCAUCCACAUCACCGAGGACAUGCUGACGAUGUCACCAGACCAGACCAACGGAUAUUCAGGUUUGAUAGUAAAAGACAUCAGCUCCUCCACUUCCAGCUCCUCGGAGACCGUCGUCAAGAUGAGAGGACAGAGCAUCGAGUCGCUGCCUCAGACGACUACGAGCCGGAAGCCUCAGUCCUCCACGGACCGCCACAGCCAAUCGCUGGACGACAUCCGGCUCUACCAGAAGGACUGCCAGCAGUGGGCGGAGCUUUGCCAGGACACCGCCCACAGCUACACGUUUGGCUGCGCCCAGGAGCUGAACGACGGCGAGGGACAGCAAGGACAGUCGGAGCAGCGCGCCGGCGCACUCGGCGAGCCGCAGCCCUUCCCCAUCAAGCGGACGAACAAGUACUUCUCCCUGGACCUGACCAACGACGAGGUGCCCGAGUUUGUGGUGUGAUGGUAGCGGACGAGGGCGGCGGGUUUGCUAACGGUUAGACAGCGAUAAGAAAGCUCGUCCACUUCCUGAGACUGACCUGCAGGCAAGGAGGAUUCUGGGUGACAAGAGACAUGUUGACAGAACAAAUGGCUGAACGGAGUUUGUUUUUGCUCAAAGGAAACAAAAGGGAUCCUUCUAUCUUUAUUUUUUUGUUUCAGUCGCUUUUUGAAGCCAUGCUAAGACUGGAGGUAAAAAAAGACAAGCAGGCCUGUUUGUAAAUAAAUAGAUGGACGUCUUCUGGGCUACGAGCCAAACACAAAAAGUGGAAUUAAACUAGAACGCCUGAUUCUACGUCCACCGUUCCUCCGGCGCGACGAACCAGAGCUACGAUCAUCUUCUUCUUCACGUAAACUAAACCGAUGUGAACACACCACCGCCGUGCCUUGGCAACACUAUGCAGGUGUCGAACGCUCGCCUUGACAAUCACAGCCCUCUCCCAACGUUCAAGCCAUGAAGAUUGAAGGUUCUGCAAUCUCUUAAACCUCUCAUCCACAUUUACGUGAGCGAAUCGAGCUCGCUCUGUAGCUUUUUAGACGGUUUCACGACGUUUCUCUAUUCGUCCUGUGAAAUUUAGCCGAGGUUCCCGGCAGGAGUGAGCCUGAGAACUCCUACAUGAUCCAACAUGCAGUCGAGUUUUGUGGCCAAAAUAUGAUUCUGUGUGGAGUCAAAAGUGGAGCUAUCAGCCAAAACAACCCAUGCAUGUUGAUGCUUUAUGUCUUUCUUUUGUUUUUUACACUUCUAGCCGUCUAUCAGUGCUGGUUUUUUAUCUUUUGUUUGUUUUUUUUAAAUGGAUUCUGUUUUGUUGUUUUUAUUUCACAUCCUCCUCCAACCAAAAAAAACCAAACAUUUUUUAGAUGUAUUUUUACAUUAAAAAAAAUAUAGUGUAUGUUUAGAUAUUAUCCUGUGCGUGGCUGCUGUCAUUCAGUAUUACAAACAAAUCUCGGUGGCAGUGUUAAGGAUGUGGAGCUACUAACCAGACUAACUGGUUUCAUCUGGUUUAGUCAUUUCAGUCUCCCAGUAAGAGUCCAGACGGCCUGAGGACGUGGCCAUACAGGCGGUCAGGUGUUCCAGCCGACAUGUUGAUACUGCAGAUGACGUGGAUAGACAUGGAGCUCUGUUACGGAUCAGAAGAACAAAUGCAACAGCGUGGCAGGUUAGGCUUCAGUUUAAUAGUUUCUUAGUUUUAAAUGCGACAGAACGCAAUUUGAGUCUUGAAACGUUACACAAAAAAAGGGAUUUAUUCGAAAUAGAAGGCAGAACAAUCAACACCGAGUUGUGUUGUUAUAUAAGGCAACAUUUCUGAGAUGCAAUACUUGAGCAAGACGAACAAAACCACAGUCAUUAGCAGGCAUGGGUCAGUGAGAGGUUCGCACUGUAAGAUUAGAAACCAAGGUUUAACUUUUCUUACACUUAUAUGUUAAACAUGAACAUCUUAUAUUUUAACAGAAAAGCAACAUUUAUGCCAAAAUAUGUGGAGAUUUUUGCAGCUUUAACUGUUAUUUGCAACAUGAUUUAAUGCUGUUUUGAUGAGCAGACAAAGGGAAGUGAGAUCCUAUCGGUAGUUAUCUCAUCUUACCUUGGCAUCUUCGUUUCAUACAAGUCUGGAUCAUGCUAACUGCUAGCCGCAUGGACACCUAAGGCCAAAGCGGAUUUCUAUACAAACUCUAGUCUCAAAAAAUUUUAUGUAAACUCUAUUUUACAAGCCUUUAAGUCGCUGUCAUGUUUAUAUCGGUUGGUCAUUUACUCAGGAAAUUGAGGUUGGAGACGGUGCGUCACCAGUAAUAUUCCUGUGUGAAACGUAAACGGACAGUGAAACAUGUAAAGCAACUUCCAGUCAGAGUAGCUUAGGGACAUUAUUUAAUUCAUAUUUAUGCCACUUUGCUUUUUAUCACUCUGUUACUCAGACCAUGAACACUUUAUGUUCUCUUCUUUGUACGUUUCACAGAGGAAGAUUAUUGUUGACGCACUGCUUCCCAGCCUCUGUUUCCUUUGUAAAUAAUAAUCUGCUUCUUCUGUUAACAAGCAGCCAUUACAACCUGAGAAUGGUUUUAAUCUUUAUAAUCACUGUUGGUCUUUUUUUACUGGAGUUACUUCGAGCCAGUAGAAGUUAGCUUUAGCUUAGCACAAUGAACUAGCCGUUAGCUUCAGCCUCUGGGACCAACAGAUCUGGAUUUAUCACAACCCUGCGAUCCAUUAGUUUCAGAAGUCAGAGUGGAGAGGGACUUUACAUCGAAGUUUAGUUAGUUUUAGUCACAAGUUCCAAAACAGUGAGAUUUGUGAGGUUUUUUAGUGUCAACUUCUCUUAACACACAACAAUAACUAUGUAUUUCUCCCUUUUUUAAAUUUAAUAUGCUCACCAAUUGUGGUUUCACAACACUGAAUGCCACCGUAAAUAUAAUAUAUUACAUGAGACUAGUUUUCAAUUUAUAACUUUCAGUAUGGUCUAUAUAUGUGACGGCCAUACUGGAUGCUAAAUUGGUAGAUCAUCAAACAGGAAAGGAAGAAUUCUCACUUCCUGUUCUGCAGAAAUAUUUAAACCGCUUCUAACCGUUGGACAGAAUUUCACUUUAAAAAAAAUUCUAACUCCCUAUAAGCAAAUAUACAGAACAACGCUCACUGAAACUUUACGUUGGACAAAAUAUUGGUCUUUUUUGUCUACCGUAGUUUUAUAACAGUGUUAGAAGCUGAAGAUUGUGGUCUGGGUAUUUAUUUCCAACUGUUAAUUUUAACUUUCUUGGAAGUAAGGGACACAUGUUGCAGCUUUCUUUAAGCCAGUUGACCAACAAUGCACAGCAAUAGGUGGGGGAGGGGCAGCAUUCUUUUAAUUGUGUGCUUCAAGGAGCCAAUUCUACCUGGCAUUGCAAUAAAAGGAGUUUAACCAUUGUAACAAUGCAAUAUAAACAUUUGGAACCUCCAUCUGACCCAUGCGUGGACCGCGCUAACCUUUGAACCCUAGCGUUGGCGGCAGGAAACACUUAGCCAGCCACUAACGUCUUCCUAUCAGCUCUUUGCUGCUCCUUGUGGCUGUUUUCCCUCUCUGCAUAUUUUCGAAACUUCAAUUUUGGAUCACAAGCCUGUUUUUCUGUUUUUUACACUGACGUCGUCAACACAAAGUUUUGGCAACAUUAGAAGAGUUAUUUAAAGUUUUCCAUAGAGGAGCUGAAGCUGUCACAGGCUCCGCCCACUAAUCCCAUGUUAGCAUAAAAAUAUGCUCAGGAACUGACAGGACCAAGUGCGUUCAUAAGGCUUCGCUCACAUGUUUUGUCUUUAAUGGUUUCAUUGGUUCACUUGUCUUAAAUCUAAAAACUUUUCUAUUCUAAAUACAACUUAGUAAAUGUGCUCAUUUAGUCAGGUUGGAUGUUCUGGUUAUUUUUAGCCUGUAUGCUAAGAUAUGCUAACAAACACAUUUAGCUCUCAGUCUGAAAGUGCUCUCAAAGUUCUGGUGUGCGUCAUGAACUUAUUUCUUAAAUAAUAACUGUUACACAUAUAUCACAACUUUAUUAUUUUUAAGAUUCUGUUUUGGUUGGCUGAUGUUUAAGAUCCACAUGGUUGCCUUAAGUGUCAGCAAUAAAUCCUCACAUUUAAUUAGCAAUAUAGUAUCCACCUUAUUCCUGGGAGAAGGUGCUGUGCAACGGUUAUGGGUCUUACUUCCGGCGCCCACCGGAAGCAGCGGUGUCUGCUGUCAGACAGCUGCUCACUACAGAGGAGCGCAAUUAUGACUUUGACCACGAACACAAGCGUAGAGGCGACCACAGCCGCUGUGCGCUCCAGACAGUAAUACGGAGAAGCUCCCCACUGGGCUAGAACCGGCCCACACAUGAACCGGUUAGAGUCUUUCCGGUGGAAAAUCACCUUAAGAUGCCCUCGCGGAGUUCCGGUAGCCGUUGCUCCGGUCGUGACUGCACUCUAAAUAAUUAGACCAAAUUGAAUUUGUGACUACUUUUGAACGUGCUCCAGAAACAAAAACAACACUCCAUGCCUACCGACAGAGGAGGAAACAAAAAGAAUGUGGCUUAAAAAAGUAUAAACUUUGACAAAGAACCCAAAAUGGUUUAUCUGUGCUCGUUUCAUUUUGUUGACAAAAAGCCAACGGAAGAAAACCCGCAUCUGCAUUCGGAGCAACGAGUCAGUGAAGCAGCUACAUAUGCUACUGUGGGUUAUUUGCGGCCACUUCUUUAAGUCACCAUCCCUCCCGGGGCUAGGAGUAAGGUGGAUAGUCGCGCUUCUCUCUGCAGCUUUAUCAGGUCAGUUUUAAGUAUUAGAAUCUCUAGAACAAAAUACUUUCUUUAAAUUGAUAAUGCUAUGAAAUUUUAAUGAAUUUCUCUGUGUCUUCCUGUGGUUUUACAACAGCUGUUCAUUAAUCGAAGGUGUCAAAGUCAUUUUUUGAUCAGCAGCGAGACUUUAUUUUUUUUCUUCAUUGAACUUAAAUGUUUAGGUACACAGCCAUGUAGGCAUAACCCUGUCAUUGAGAGGUUUCAUCAUUUCAUUGUGAUUUACUUCUCUGGCUUUAGUAAAUGGUCCUACUUACGCUUUGUAAGAGUCUGUGUGUCCCGUAAUCCUUUCUGUGAAAGGAUCUUCCUGCAGGAAAAGAAGAGUUGUUGUUUUUUUUUGUCACCCUACUGUUAAAAAAUAAUUUGUAAUAAUGGAUCUGCUCUGUGCCUUUUUGGUACUAAUGUUCCUCACAUCUAAUAAACAGGUACAUGUAUCUUA
This is a messenger RNA of Xiphophorus hellerii (green swordtail), 6971 nucleotides long. It is a transcript of the gene frmd6, whose product is annotated as FERM domain containing 6. Gene Ontology annotation, biological process: positive regulation of hippo signaling. NCBI's taxonomy places the organism in Eukaryota, Metazoa, Chordata, Actinopteri, Cyprinodontiformes, Poeciliidae. The record is from RefSeq and is a predicted model, not a curated record. Gene Ontology annotation, cellular component: cytoplasmic side of apical plasma membrane; cytoskeleton. The transcript has 14 exons. Bases 396 to 2222 code for a protein of 608 amino acids.